Molecule: messenger RNA, 1311 nt
Organism: Ogataea angusta
Lineage: Eukaryota; Fungi; Ascomycota; Pichiomycetes; Pichiales; Pichiaceae
Exons: 1
Coding region: 1-1311 (436 amino acids)
Biological process (GO): glucose 6-phosphate metabolic process; intracellular glucose homeostasis; glycolytic process
Cellular component (GO): mitochondrion; cytosol
Molecular function (GO): D-glucose binding; glucokinase activity; fructokinase activity
Source: RefSeq, a predicted model, not a curated record
AUGAUUGGUCUGAACCCUGUUCCUCGCGGGCCCGGAACGGACCCGUUAGAUCGCACGGCUCCUUUUUCUGGUCCCGCAUGGCAUAUUCCCGACAUAGACACUCUCGUUGAUCUCCUGGAAACCGAGAUUCAGCAAGGCCUCAAGUCGACCGUGACCAUGUUGUCCACGCUGACACCCGUUCCGGACUCGCACACACACGGCCGCGUGCUGGUUCUUGACUUGGGCGGCUCGACGUUCCGACUGUGCAUUUUGGAGCUUUUUGGUGAAGGCCAGUACGAGAUACUGUGCUCGAGAGAAUGGCAGCUGGAUAACAAGGAGAUAAACGUGUCCUUCUUCCAGAGUCUCGUGGACCACGUGAGCACGGCCACUAUUGACCGCUACUUCCCGCACACUGUCACCGUCGGUCUCUCGAUCUGUUUCCCGUUCAAACAGACGGAACCGAACGACGCGUAUUUGGACGUUGUGGGCAAGGGUUUUAUUUUGGCAGACGAAAUCCGGGGAAAAAAUAUAGCUGAUCUGCUGCAGCGGCAGCUGGAGACGGCGACGCGAAAACGGGUCUGUGUGAAGGCAGUGAUCAACGACGCCGUCUCUGUGUAUGUUGCUGGCGCGUAUUUGUACGGGUGUCGAUUGGGGCUUGUUUUGGGCACGGGGCUGAACGUGGCAGCCGGCUACCAGAACCGUGUGCUCAACACUGAGAUGUCCUGUUUUGGCAGCAGUCUGGUGGAGCUGCUCACGCCGUGGGACGUGAAAAUGCAGCCUGCGUACCGCGAGAGCCGCAAGGCGCACUUGCAACUGCCGCUGUUCCAGCCAAUGGAGUAUUUGUGCUCCGGCCGCUACAUAGGAGAGCUGUUUCGGGUCGGCGUGCUGGACCUGGCGCAGCGGGGGCAGGUGUUCAACGGGCAGCGUGUUCUGCUUGAGAAUGCAUACGAGCUGACGGGCGAGACCAUCUGUCGAAUUUACGAGGGCAGCAGCGGCGAAAUCGCCCAGAUCUUCGCCAAAUACAACGUUGCAGUGACAGAGCAGGACGUUGCUGUGUUGCGCCGCGUAAUAGAAAGCCUAAUUGGCCGUGCGGCAGCCGUGCUGGCGAGCUGGCUGGCGGCGUUCUGCAGAGUACAAGCCCCCAGCACACACGGGCCGGUGCGCAUCGGAUACAUAGGCUCGUUUCUGGAGCAUUUUGCGUACUACAGGGAGCAGACACAGCUAUUUUUGGACGCGUACAGCGCCAGGCAUUCUGGCCUGCAUUUUGACAUCCGCCUCAUCCCGCACAGCACAGCGCUGGGAGCUGCCAUUUCCGCAAGCCAGAAAAGCUAA